AUGACUCAAAGCAAUGUGAAAAUGCUGCAGAGGCAUUUUCAAGCUGACACCCUUCCCUGGAACAAAAUGCUGAGACAGAAAGAACAAGGACUUCAAAGGCGCCUCUUAAGAGUGAGACAAGCAAGUGAUGAAAAUACUGGUGGCAUUGGAAGGAAAAGGUUGUUGAUUACCAUUGAUGAAAGAAGAAGCCGAAUUAGCUGAGAAGUUGGCUGCAAUCAAUAGACAGGUUGAUAUUCCUUGGCUUUGACCUUUCUAUAAGAUAGAAAAAUAAAGUUUCUAGUCCUGCUUUGGAAUGUAUAUUCUUGGCAUUGUACUGGCAAUCAGACAAAUGUGCAGUUGAAAGGAUCUGGAGCCGAGGAGGGUUCAUAAUCUGCUAACUGUAUCCCGUGGCCAAGCAAAUACAUGAACAAAGUCUUGCUG
Molecule: messenger RNA, 420 nt
Organism: Ilex paraguariensis (yerba mate)
Lineage: Eukaryota; Viridiplantae; Streptophyta; Magnoliopsida; Aquifoliales; Aquifoliaceae
Source: the annotation of a GenBank genome assembly